This is a messenger RNA of Pyrus x bretschneideri (Chinese white pear), 1694 nucleotides long. RefSeq lists its product as uncharacterized. NCBI's taxonomy places the organism in Eukaryota, Viridiplantae, Streptophyta, Magnoliopsida, Rosales, Rosaceae. The record is from RefSeq and is a predicted model, not a curated record. The coding region runs from base 528 to 881 and encodes 117 amino acids. The transcript is spliced from 5 exons.
CUUUUGAUUAAAGUGUUUUCUUUCACUAUUGAUUGAACUCUAUAUUCCAUAUAUAUUCUUGAUUUAAAUGUUUUUUAAAGGAAAAAUUAAUAUAAAGUAUACUUUUAAUACCUAAUUUUAUAUUGAGACAACAUUUUUUAAAUACUUCAAAAAGAGACAAAAAUUAAGACAUCUUAAAAAUGAUAUCAUUAGCUUAUUUAUUCCUAGAGCGUAGGUUACCAAAAUACCCUUUAUUGGGUAUUUUUUUCACACUUCUGUUAUCUCCUUCGCUCUCUUCUCUGUGUUUCUCUCAUAACUACCAUCACCGGCUUUGUGAUGUUUUUUUUUUUUUUUUUUUUUUUUUUUUUUGUGUAGUUGCUGCUGCAGUCAUCAUCGGCAUUCAUAAAAAGUACUUAAUUUGUAGUUUGGACUUGAAAAACUGAACUUUUCAUACUGUGUGCACUUACAUGAAACCUGAAGCUGCUUUGCAGCAGCAACCUAGAUAAGUGUUAUUAGCCUGAACAAAAUUCUUUCUCUUUUCCAGCGUGAUGAGGACGAUACGGUGCCUUGACCUGUGUGGUGUUGCUUCACAGGUAAAUGAUGACGGGAUAAUUCUUGACACAACAGUAGCUAAUCAAGUGUCUAUGUGGAAAAGUAGUAGAGGCAUAAGGUGGAAGCUGAUCAUGCUUGUUCUGGUGAAAAGUGCACUUACUUCCAAAUUGGAGACGUAUUUGUUUGUGAGAAGACUGGCCAGGUUCAUGUAUGUGAUGAUAAUUGCAGAGAAGUUGUUAUGGAUCCGGCCAAUGAGCUUUGGGUCUGCACAAUAUCUGGGCACUGUUUCGAUGGGUUUCUAUCACCGGAAGAAAUGGAGUCAGAUGCUGAGCAGCAGCAAGGAACUGUGACAGACGAAGUAGAACCAUUCCUGGGAUCUGGGCGCUUUGCAAGAGCUUAUAUGAUGGGAUAUAAUUGUGUUGAUGAGAAAGAGCUAGAGGAUGCUUUGAGGUUUGUUUGAACAGAAUAAAAUCCCGGUCCCAUAUAGGUUGGAGUGAAAUUCUUGGGUCAGGCACAUGGACCGCGUUACUCAUGUCGCUGGCACACUAAGAAAAAAUAGCAGGCCCCUUGCAUUUGGCCCAACCCACCCCAAGACUAGGAGAGAAACACGGCCCAGUAUAUAUCAAUGUCGAAAUACAAGUGGUUCGAUACUUAAAAUUUUUUCUCCAAUCACUUGUAUUAUGACACUUAGUGCACCAAAUCGUGUCCAAUAUACUGGGCCAUGUAUAUCAGUGUCGUAAUACAAGUGGUUGGAUACUGAAAAGUUUUUUUCUAACCACUUGUAUAAUGACACUUGAUGCAUCGGAUCAUCUUCCCAUCAUAUUGAAAAAUUUCUCCCAAAAGUCACUACUGACUGAGUGGAAAGCCAGCCGCAACCCUAGGUGGGUUGUCUUUAUUCUCUUGUAUUAAAAUAAAAAAUAUGCUUCAUUAAAAAAAAAAAAAAAUUGGUCAAUGCUCAACUUUGUAUGCAUAUUCCAGUAGGUAUACUGUUGUAUUAUUAUUAUCAUCAUUAUCAGUGCCGUGAGACAGAUAGAGAUGCAUAGUGGUUGCUGUUGCUGUCUAUUUGGAAUUGCAGUUAAAUUAGCAUUAGCUUUGCUGUUCCUUUCUUUUCUUUUGGGGUGUGAUUCCAUUCCUUUGUACAUCUGUGUAAUCUGAUAUUUUCU